AUGGCGAUGCAGGAGCCCCCCGAAAAGGCCUCCCUGCUGAUGCCGCAAGCACCGCAUGCCCGCUUCAGUUUCUUCUCAUCCGACACCAAGCAGGCUAUCAAUGCAUCAUCCUGGGCCUCUCUCUUCCCCGAGGGGAACCAGGAUGUCAUCUUCCAGGAAACCCAGAAAGCCCGCCCAGAACCCCGCCGCCCUGUCUGGUGGAUCGAUGUGCAUGAGGCCACCGAGGAAGACGUCGGUAUCGUAGCACAGGCCUUGUCCAUUCAUCCCCUGACAGCGGAGGAUAUUGCCAUUCGUGAGCCCCGCGAGAAGGUCGAUGUCUUCAAGAAUUACUACCUUAUCUCCUUCCAGACACUGGCUUCUGCCUCUCGGCCCGCGGGAAGUGCGGACCGGUUGGGGAUGCCUCCUCCGGCAGAGAUGUACAUCCUCGUUUUCCAGUACGGAGUUGUCACCUUCUCGCCCAGUGGGUGCAGCCAUGUGAGCCGGGUGCAAAAUCGGAUUCGCAAAAUGCAUGAUCCUUCCAUUUUGUGCAGUGACUGGAUUUGUUACGCGUUGAUCGACGACAUCGUCGACAGCUUUGAGCCCUUCACCCGCGCCGCGGAGGCAGAAUCCCAAGCCAUUGAAGACCAAGUCUUCAUCGCCCGCAUCGACGACGUGAAAGAACUCAUCCCACAAGUCGACAUCCUCCGCAAGAAAAUCACACACAUUGUCCGCUCCCUACAUGGCAAAGUCGACGUGCUUAACGGCUUCGUAAAACGCUGCCAAGCCCCCGACAAGCUCCCCGUCUUCCCAGACGGCGAUCUACUGAUGUACCUAGGCGAUGUGCAGGAUCACCUAGUAACCACAUUGUCCUCGUUGGCUCAUAUUGACGAGAUCAUUGGUCGAUCUCAAGCGAACUGUUUGGCACAGUUGAGCGCAACCAACUUGCGAAUUAGUUUGACAAUUAAUUCGGCAAUGAGCAAGGUUACUGUCCUGGCAACGAUCUUUGUGCCCUGUCAUUUGGUGACGGGUAUGUUUGGGAUGAACAUUUAUGUUCCCGGACAAGACACGCCUGGUUUAUCUUGGUUUUUUGGGAUCGUCGGGGUUUUCGUGGCUUUUAUGAUUAUUUGCAUGGGAAUGGCGGCCAAGUUUAAGCUUUUGUAG
Molecule: messenger RNA, 1140 nt
Organism: Penicillium subrubescens
Lineage: Eukaryota; Fungi; Ascomycota; Eurotiomycetes; Eurotiales; Aspergillaceae
Product: magnesium transporter CorA family protein
Exons: 2
Coding region: 1-1140 (379 amino acids)
Biological process (GO): magnesium ion transmembrane transport; intracellular magnesium ion homeostasis
Cellular component (GO): plasma membrane
Molecular function (GO): magnesium ion transmembrane transporter activity
Source: RefSeq, a predicted model, not a curated record